UCAUUCCACUGGUGGCUGACACAAAGGGUUCACUGUGCUCUCUGCCUGUUGCUGUGGGAAGGAAAGUACUUUGCUCCACUUUGAACUGCCCAGUCAGAAAAGCCCACAGGUCAAUCUGAAUCUGAAUCUGAACCUGAACCUAAGCCCUUUGCUACAGUACACAGCAUGUUAACUGUUUUCAGAAGAGCAGCCUUUGAUUCUUCCAUCUCCCACCCAGGAGACAAGUAACAUUCAAUGCUGUUUCUCUCUUCCUUUUUUUAAAAAUUUUGCAUAUGCAAAUACACAGAAAAGGACCAGGGACUGAACAAUCGUAUGAAUUUUUGGUGUGAGCUGACUGGAAAAGUUUUCACCAGUGUCUCCUAGUAAAGCUGUUGGUGUUUGGCUGACAACAGCAAUCAAGGCUAACGUAACUUAAUGUUGGGAUAGAGUUGGAGUUGUUGAUGAGAAACAAUGGCUUUGAAGAAAGGUCUUCAGAUGUGGUUUGGUGAUUCACCCCCGUGCUCGAGAAGCCCUUUGAUUCCCAGGCAUGGUCCGGGACUCGCAGACGUGACACAGUACGAUCAGUGGCUGGCUGUGCGGCAUGAGGCCAGCUUAGUGCCAAUGCAGGAAGACCUGUCAAUCUGGUUGAGUGGAAUGCUUGGAAAGGAGGUCCGAGCAGAGAACUUCAUGACUGAGUUGGAUAAUGGAGUUGUGCUCUGUAAGCUGAUCACUAUUCUUCAACAGAAAGUAAAGGAAUGUGGGAAUCCAGAGUAUCAACAGCACUUUACAAUGAGGAAAAUUCCAUGCAAGACUGAUGCUCUGUCUGGUUCGUUUUUUGCCCGUGACAAUACUGCAAAUUUCCUUUCAUGGUGUAGAGCAGUUGGUGUUGAUGAGACUUACUUGUUUGAGUCUGAGGGCUUAGUUCUGCACAAACAACCCCGGCAGGUGUGUCUGUGUCUACUUGAAAUUGGGCGAAUUGUGUCUCGGUAUGGUGUGGAGCCUCCUGUGUUAGUAAAACUGGAAAAGGAAAUUGAACUUGAGGAAACUCUGUUGACCACCUCUGAACAGCUGAUUCCUGUUGAAAGUACAAAGCCAUGUUGUCACAACAAAGAGCUUCAUCAAGCCGUGAAGACAAUUGCUGAUGAUCCUCCAUGCAAAUGUUCACAUCGUUUCUCCAUUGAGUUCUUAUCUGAAGGGCGUUAUCGGCUGGGAGGGAAGAUUCUUUUUAUCAGAAUGUUACAUGGUAAACAUGUCAUGGUGCGUGUGGGAGGAGGUUGGGACACUCUGCAGGGCUUUCUUCUGAAGCAUGACCCCUGCCGGGUGCUGCAAUUCACCAUGUUGGAGGAGAAGAUCAUGGCUUUUGAGAAGGGCAUCUCUCAGGAUUCCACCCACAUGUCUAACUUGCUGGCGAAAUCUCCCAAACCACCUCCAACCAUGACCCUUCCAUUAAGUAUCAAGAUGUCACAAUCCCUAGCUACAUGCCCUGGAUCUCCCUGCAUGCCAUCUUGGCCCAUGGCCAAAGCUGCCACUGCCCAUUGCAGGUGCCCCUCACCAGUGCCGCUGUCUAAUUCGGGGUCCCGCCCACCAUCUGCUGAAAGUGGGCAUUCAUCCCACGUGGCACCAAGCUCAUCUUCCAGAGGCACCAAGUGCCCUGCAGUGAGAUCGCAGUUGCCCCCUCGGCCGCAGCAAUCCCCAGCUAGUCAACCCAAAGGCAUGACCCAACGUGGGAGCAAGGAGGCACAGCUGUCUUCCAAACUUCGCCAAACCCCUUCAAAGGCUCCCAGUGGCCUCCUUCAAAGACCUCCAGGUAAAUGCCAGCCAAAUCCUGACACCAGCCCCAAGUUGACCCCUGAGGUUCCUGGCAAGCCUGUUCUGUUUCCCUCCACCCCAGUGGUGCCUGGCUCUCUGCACACCCUGGGGAAACGCACCCAGCCCACCAACCUUGCAUCGCCGUCUGCCUCCAGGAGGCCGCUCACACCAGCAAGAGGCCCUGUUCCGAGCUCCACGCCGAUUCCCCGCACACUGGACUUUGCACCAAGGAAUGCAGUCAGUGCGACCAGGGACUGUCCUCGCAUUGAAAAGAAUCAGAAGGCAUCAGUGAAGACCCCUUCGUCAAACAGUAAGAAGUCACCUCCCAAUCCUGCCCCUGCCCAACGGACUCCGUUAGCUGUCGUCAAACUACCGCAGUCUAAAGUGAUGAGCUCGCAGUCUCCUCGCGUACAGUCUCCUGCAGCCAAACCCACUCUGAAGAUGAAGGGCGAAUCCCGUCUGGGGAAACAGCCUCAGGGCAACAAAAAAAACCCAUUGGUGGCCUCACCAGCUCCUUUAAGGAACCUGGCUGCGAAAUGCUGAAGUGACGGGGUUGACUUUACCAGGAGCAGAAGUGACGCACAUAAGCAAUAAUAACUUUUAAAAAAAAAAGGUUUCUCGGUAGGGUUGGUGCUGCUUUUGUAAAUAUGAGUUCUGUUUGUGUUGAAGUGAAUGUCAAACAGUUAUUGAGAUCUGCUGUAGUCACAAUAUUGUCCAGUCAGUGGAGCACGAACCUUUGUUUCUGUUGUCGAGGAUUUCCUCCCAGGUUUCCACUGCCCUGUUGACUGACUGACUUCCAUUUUAUUUUUGAUUAUGUAAUUUGCUCAUUCAGUUUUGUAUUUACAAUGAAAACCAGCUGCAGUUUUCUGUUCAGCCUACGUUGCUCCAGUUUUCCGUGGCAACUCUGCAACUUGAGAAUUUCAGCACAAAUGGACUCCAAAUUUGCCCCAAUUGCAGUGUCCAAUAUGACACUUGGAGAGGUGGGAGACACUGACUGAAUAUAAUCAAGUGAUGUUGUGUAAAUUUUCCAAAUUGCGUUGUUCUGAUCCUCAUUGGCAGGCUGUGAGACGAGCUCAGCAGAGUCCUUGCCUCACCACUCACCCUCACAAUUUUGAGUCAGACAUCUCGUUUUUAUUUGUCCUGGUUUAUCUUGAGGUCACAGCUGAAAUUCUAUUGCGGAGAAAGAUUGGCUCUUCAUCUGUAGCAAUCCAUUUUCCAACUCCUGCCCCCCCCCCCCCCCCCCCCCCCCCCCCCCCCCCCACCGACGUGUUUUCACACUUGUCCAAGUUCUUAUCUAAUUCCCCAUCAAAUGGCAUUUUAGGCUUGUGUCCCAUUGCUAUCUAUGGCAAGAUAAUCCUGAAUCAAGCUGGAUUUGACUGUUGAACAGUGAUUCACAUCAAUUCCCAUUGCAUGUAGGUUCACUGUACUUCAUUAAUUAGGCUCAAUCCACCCACAAAAUUGUGCGAUAAUAUGCAUUUAAGUAAAUCCCAGCAUUGUACACAAUUGGUCUUCAUCGAGUACUCACCCACAGAUAUUGGGAUUGAGGUCAGGAUGCCUUUGAAGACUCCUCAACCUGGGAGGUUGGAAUGUGAGGUUGAAGGCUCACCUGAACAAGAUGGCAGAGGCUAAUGGAAUAGAGGGCUGUCAGGAACCAAUGGCUAAUAAAAGAAAAAGUAGAUCAGUUGCUGAAUGAGUACAAUUCAUGAAUGUAAGUUUAUGCAUCUUGUCCACUGUUUCUCUGCUGAAGGUUAUUUUUAUGUUAUGGCCAUGGCUAGUUUUUCUGGUCACGCUUUCUGUAAUUGUUGGAUGGACUUCUGAAUGUAGUUAUGAUAUUUUGACCAAUCCAAACUAUUGAGUUGUCUCUUGAAAUAGCUCCACUUCCUCAUCAUUGAGGUUCUACCAAUAUGUGUUUAAAUCAAUUUUAUCUUUUUUCGUUGACCUGAUGGGUGCUUAAAAUAUCACUUUGGUAGGGGGAGAAAACACUGACUUUUUAAAAAUGUUUAAGAAUUGCUUAUACAAAACACUUCAUGAAGCUUUUCAUCUUACAGUUAUCAGGGCAGUUCACCAUAAAUACAAAAGAAAAUUAAAGGGAAACCAGCAUUUGUGCUGGUCUGAGGGUCAGGGGUGAUGGUUGGUUGUGGAACUGUCCUGUUCCAAUUCAACAAAAUACACACCAGUCAUUUGCCAAUCCAUUUUUUUAGGGGCAGUAUUUUGAACUAAUUAAAAUCAUCUGCUUUGGUUAAAUUCCAAGUGAAAAGAGUUUGGCAGUUAACUGCCAAUCAUUAUUAACUGGUGUAUUUGUCAUGGCAGCACCCCUACUUCAGUCCAUUUGUCAACCAUUCAGCACAUUCUCCUCUUCUAUCAUAUAAAUGUUUCUUUAUUUUGGUAUUUCUUAAAUUGCAGUGAUGAGUGCAAAAUGAAAAGCUUCAUAAAUGUCUCUUUUAGCAUUACAUAAAUACUGUAUUACCAAACAACUAGCUAUAUUUAAGUUGCAUUACGGAUGGAUAAGCUCCAAUAUUUUUAGUGAGCUUGAGCACGUUAGAACCUCCAAUACGGAACCAAGAUGAGGGUUUGCAUUCCUACUUGGUUUACAGCAGAAAUCAAAUUGCAGAUGUAAGAUUGUCAACUUGAUGCAAUGUGCGUUCAAAGUUUCAGUUCAGUGAGCAUUAGCCAAUCAUUCUGACAAUCCUGCUGAAUACUGUAUUUAAAAUUCUCAUGGUUGAAGUAACAGUUCUGUUGUAGAUUUUUAUCAUUGCUGUGUUCUGGUGAACUUAGUGAGACUAAGGCUGAAUUCUCUGUUUUGCAUGUAUGACACUAAAACAGCACUUGUAUCUUGUGUGCUUAAUUAGGUGAAAUGCCUGUUACUAGCAGGCUGACCAGUAUGUUUUACUGAUCUUAG
This is a messenger RNA of Stegostoma tigrinum, 4687 nucleotides long. RefSeq names its product GAS2-like protein 3. Gene Ontology annotation, biological process: actin crosslink formation. NCBI's taxonomy places the organism in Eukaryota, Metazoa, Chordata, Chondrichthyes, Orectolobiformes, Stegostomatidae. The record is from RefSeq and is a predicted model, not a curated record. Gene Ontology annotation, cellular component: actin filament. The transcript is spliced from 9 exons. Gene Ontology annotation, molecular function: actin filament binding; cytoskeletal adaptor activity; microtubule binding. Bases 451 to 2331 code for a protein of 626 amino acids.